This is a messenger RNA of Aaosphaeria arxii CBS 175.79, 1411 nucleotides long. RefSeq names its product oxidoreductase domain-containing protein. The transcript is spliced from 3 exons. The record is from RefSeq and is a predicted model, not a curated record. NCBI's taxonomy places the organism in Eukaryota, Fungi, Ascomycota, Dothideomycetes, Pleosporales. Bases 219 to 1238 code for a protein of 339 amino acids. Gene Ontology annotation, molecular function: oxidoreductase activity, acting on NAD(P)H.
GAAUCCAUGAAGGUCGUGAUUAUUCAGGCAGUAGGUGUUCGAUGACAUCGUCGUAGGCUUUGGUUUCCGUGAGUAUGUAAACUUGCACCCGUUGCGCUCUUCAGUUCUUGCUCAGCAUUGUUGCAUUUCGUCUCUCCACCAUUCCUCAGCAUUAUUCCUCCUCCUCUUCAAACAACUAACAAAAACCCCGGUAGCCACAAUACGAUCAAUCCAAAAUCAUGGCCUCCGAGAAUCGUGCAGCAUUCGUCCCUAGUGCCGGCGCAGAGCUGGAAGUGCGAACUUCGGACAUCCAUCAGCCAGAAUCUGGAGAAUUGCUAGUUCGCGUCCACGCAGUCGCCAUCCAGCCUCUCGAUGCCAAAAAGCUGCUCUCCGGAUAUGGGGGCGCGGGUACUGCCACCUACCCAGCCGUUUUCGGAACCAGCGGUGCGGGUGUCGUCGAGCAGGUCGGAUCCGACGUCGUCGGCUUCCAAGCUGGGGACCACGUCGUCUUCGACACGAAAGCCUAUGUCGACAACGAUGUGAACGUCCGUCAGGGAACGUGGCAGCAGCUCACAAUUUGUAGUUCCAAAACCGCGGCGAAGAUUGGCGACGUCGACUUCGAACAGGCCGUACUGGUCGACUUCCCGUUGCAGACCGCAGUCGCGGCAUUGCACCACUUCCUCGGGAUGGGGAAGCCCGGGACUGCAAGCCCUAGCGAGAAGGUGCUCGUUUGGGGUGCUGGUGGCGCCGUAGGAUCGUAUGCUGUGCAGUACGCGAAAUCCGUCGGCCACACAGUCGUCGUAACUGCCUCCGCACGCGACACCGCGCGGCAGCAAUCCCUCGGCGCCUCCGAAGUCAUCGACUACAAGUCGCCCGACGCCGUCGAGCGACUCCGCGCCCUGGGUCCCUUCAAGUACCUCAUCACGGGCAGCGGCGACGCGGCCUCUCAGCAAGCCCUCGCCUCGCUACUCCAGCCGUCAGGCGGCCGCUUCGCCUCCGUGCUCGGCGGGGACGUCGAACUGCCAGCGAACGUCGAGCGCGUGUACACUGGCUUUUCGCAGGCGGCGCAGAGCGAGGAGCACGCUGCGUGGAGGGACUGGUGGUACGGGGAGUAUUUGCCUAAGGUGCUGAGCGAGAAGCUGGUCGAGCCGGUGAAGUUUACGAAGGUGGAGGGCGGGUUGGCGGCGUUGCAGGGGGCGAGUAGGGAUGUCUUUGAGGGGAAGGUUAGGGGGAAGUUGGUGGUGAAUCCUCAGGAGUAGGGUAGGGGAGGGGGUUGGAUUAAUAGGAGGGUUUAAACUUGAGUCGUUGGCAUGAUUGAUGCCAAUGGGAAAGUGAAAAAACAAAAGGGCAAGCAGGAAAGCAGGCUCAUGAUACGAAUGUCACGAAUAUAUGCAAAUGAUAAAACAAUUUCCAAUUAAUCACCGUUCUAUAU